AACAUCUAAAUUUUAAUAGUCCCAUAGAGACGAGUGAGCCCCCCAUAGAAUUUGAAGUUUUGAAGAAAAAUGAAUCAUUUUUACUUAUUUUUAUUAUGCACGUACAGAACUAUUCUAUUCCUGAGACCACUAGCUUCCUUAAAUUUUAGAGCUUAAAUUUUAAGCUCAGCCUAACCAAUACAAAACAAAGUGAAUUUCUCCACACAAACACCAUGCACUAUUGGGCAGCAACGACAGACUGUAAAGCCCUGGUGUACAGGAAACCCUGUCACAGCAGUCAAUGUCUUCCCACAUGAAAAACGAGCAAUCUCCUAUGUGAAGUGAGCGUUCAUCUUACUUUGGUUUUAGAAGAUAAAAAUGUACGCCAUGGCCACUGUCCUCAUAACAAUAAUUAUGUGAGAUGUAGUUGGGUCAUAUUCUGAAAGAAGAAUAACAUGGAUAGAGGCAAAUGCACACUUUAUGUGGGGUGUGUUGUGGGUUUGUUGUUGCUCCACACUACGAUAUCCAUUUCCGCAGAGGAAGAUUUGUAUUGGAAAAAUGAACAAAUCAAGGAUAGAAUAAAGGAGCUACCGGGGCAGCCUUCAAAUGUGAACUUUGCCCAAUAUUCAGGAUACGUAACUGUGGACAGGAAGGCUGGAAGAGCUCUCUUCUACUGGCUAAUUGAAGCGACCGAUGAUGCCCAAUCCAAGCCCCUCGUGUUGUGGUUGAAUGGAGGCCCGGGAUGUUCCUCUGUGGCAUAUGGGGAAGCUGAAGAACUUGGGCCUUUUCAUAUCAAUUCGGACGGGAAGACAGUGUUUCUCAAUCCAUAUUCAUGGAAUAAAUUGGCCAAUAUUCUGUUCUUGGAUUCACCUGCCGGAGUUGGCUUUUCUUACACCAACACUUCUUCAGACAUUAAGGAAUCUGGAGACAGACGAACUGCUGAAGAUUCAUUCAUUUUCCUGACCAACUGGUUGGAAAAGUUUCCUCAGUAUAAGAAUAGAGACUUCUACAUCACCGGAGAGAGUUAUGGAGGGCAUUAUGUUCCUCAACUAGCUCAAGUUAUCUACAGACGCAACAAGGUCCUGGCAAAUCCAGUUAUUAACCUGAAGGGGUAUAUGGUUGGGAACGCACUUACAGACGAUUUCCAUGACCGUGUAGGGAUUUUUGAGUAUUUGUGGUCUCAUGGGGUGAUAUCUGACAACACCUACCUAAAGCUUAACAUUUUCUGUGACUUUUCAUCUCUCGUGCAUCCAUCACUUUUUUGUGAGAAGGCAUUAGAAUAUGCUGAUGCAGAAAUGGGACAAAUAGAUCCGUACAGCAUCUACACCCCUCCUUGCUCAAACAUUACUGGGAAUUCUGGAAGGCAACAUAUGAAGAGGAGCCCAUGGAGGCACCUGUUUGGCGAGUAUGAUCCUUGCUCGGAAAAGUAUUCUGAAAUUUACUUCAAUCUGCCUGAGGUGCAGAAGGCUCUUCAUGCCAACGUUACAGGAAUCCCUUAUAGGUGGACAACUUGUAGUGAGGCAGUCGCUGAAAACUGGAAAGACUCUCCUAGGUCUGUGCUGCCAAUUUACCGGGAACUUAUAAAAGUUGAUCUACGCAUUUGGAUGUUCAGUGGAGAUACAGAUGCUGUAAUUCCGGUAACAUCAACUAGGUAUUCUGUAAAUGCACUUAAGCUUCGUACUGUUACUCAAUGGCAUCCUUGGUAUGACAAUGGACAGGUAGGAGGAUGGACUCAAGAGUAUGAAGGGUUGACAUUUGUAACAAUCAGAGGGGCAGGUCAUGAGGUACCACUGCAUAAACCUAGAAAAGCCUUUAUACUCUUCAAGUCCUUCUUAGAGGGUAAGCCAAUGCCAGCCUCCCCAGAGCUUGUAGCUGCAUUGUAAUCUUCAUCAAAACAAGAUGCAAAGUAGCAUCACUUGGACUAAUGAACAGGUCGAAAUUCGAUUGGUCUCUUCACUCAUCUGAAAAUGGUUGCAGGUUCCCGUAGCUAAGAGACUUGUAGAACACCAAAAUUGUGUUAAAACAAAAUUAUUAUGUUUGCAUUAUGCAAAUUCAGAUUCUCCGUGAGCAAGAAAUCCCUGAAUAGAUGUGUAUUGACAUCUUUCUUUCUUGGAAAUGUCUUAAGCUCUUAACAUAUUUGAAUAUCUAAAUGUAAGUCAAUGGGCUUUUGGUUUGCUAGUGAAUUUGAAUGGUUUUAAAUGAGCUCA
Cryptomeria japonica (Japanese cedar) is the source of this 2186-nucleotide messenger RNA. Its product is annotated as serine carboxypeptidase II-2. Gene Ontology annotation, biological process: proteolysis. Gene Ontology annotation, molecular function: serine-type carboxypeptidase activity. The record is from RefSeq and is a predicted model, not a curated record. NCBI's taxonomy places the organism in Eukaryota, Viridiplantae, Streptophyta, Pinopsida, Cupressales, Cupressaceae. Bases 435 to 1862 code for a protein of 475 amino acids. The transcript has 10 exons. Gene Ontology annotation, cellular component: vacuole.